Messenger RNA from Arabidopsis thaliana (thale cress), 1026 nucleotides. Its product is annotated as NAD(P)-binding Rossmann-fold superfamily protein. Bases 18 to 809 code for a protein of 263 amino acids. NCBI's taxonomy places the organism in Eukaryota, Viridiplantae, Streptophyta, Magnoliopsida, Brassicales, Brassicaceae. The transcript is spliced from 5 exons. The record is from RefSeq and is marked reviewed. Gene Ontology annotation, molecular function: oxidoreductase activity.
AGUAACAAGCAAGAAAAAUGGAUAAAAGAUGGAGUCUACAAGGAAUGACUGCUCUUGUAACCGGUGCAGCCAGCGGUAUCGGUUAUGCCAUAGUAGAGGAGUUAGCUGGUUUUGGAGCUAGAAUCCAUGUAUGCGACAUAUCCGAAACUCUGCUUAAUCAAAGCUUAAGAGAAUGGGAAAAGAAAGGGUUUCAAGUGAGUGGUUCAGUCUGUGAUGUAACCUCUCGUCCCGAGAGAGAAAAACUGAUGCAAACCGUCUCUUCGCUUUUCGAUGGCAAACUAAACAUUCUUGUAAACAAUGUGGGCGUACUUCGCGCAAAGCCAACAACAGAAUAUGUGGCAGACGAUUUCACUUUUCAUAUCUCAACAAACUUGGAAGCUGCUUACCAUUUUUGCCAACUUUCACAUCCUCUCUUAAAGACUUCAGGCUAUGGAAGCAUCGUGUUCCUUUCCUCUGUUUCUGGGGUUGUGUCAAUAACUGACUGUGGAUCACUUUAUGGUCUAACAAAAGGAGCUCUAAAUCAGCUAGCUAGAAAUUUGGCAUGUGAAUGGGCAAAAGACGGCAUAAGAGCCAAUGCGGUUGCACCUAAUGUUGUCAAGACUGCUCAGUCUCAAUUCUUUCUUCAAGACGUCAGUAAAAAGGAGGGAUUGUUUAGUAGAACUCCACUUGGUCGGUCUGGAGAGCCGAAUGAAGUAGCAUCACUAGUGGUCUUCUUGUGUCUUCCUGCAGCUUCUUAUAUCACAGGUCAAACCAUUUGUAUUGAUGGAGGCCUCACGGUUUACGGUUUCUCCUCUCAACCACAGGCUUGAAAAUGGUCUUGUCGUUUCUUGUCUGUUUAAAUAUUCUCUCCCUAAUAAAAUCUCUCAUCACGCUAUGAGUUUAUGUCCCUUGUACAAAAACACACAAUGUCAAAUUGUUGCUCUUUAGUCUUGUAAGAGAAAUGAGGGACUUAUCUAUAUGAAGGAUCAAUUAAACUAGUACUAUUUUAUUUGUUUGGUUAAACUAUCCUUCUCUAAUUAUUGCAAC